AGCGGAACCAGGGAGCCAGAAAAUCGCAUAGAAUAUAUUCGCGAGAGAGCAGCAGAAGUUUGAAAAGAGUAUAAUUUUAGGUGGGGGAUUUUUCGAAGAUGAUCAAAUGGACGAAGCGGUUAAUAGCCGCAUUUGGGGCUUCCUUUCUUUGGUUGAUAUGCUCGAUUUACUUCACUCAGGGUUUCAGGUCGUUUGUCUGGACGGCAAUUUCCUACCAGCUGAAAGAUAAACUUAAAUUGUCGCCAUCAGCAUCUCAAUAUGUAUCUUCUGUAGCAUUUUUCCCAUGGAGCGUUAAACCAUUAUAUGGAAUAUUGUCUGACUGUAUACCAAUUAGAAGAAGAAAACGAAUUCCCUACCUAGUAAUUGCAACUGUGCUCUCUCUAGUUCCGUGGCUUAUUUUAGGCUCAAAUUCAACCUCUAGGGAUUCAAAAUGGCAUCUGAUGAUAUUCUUAACUGUGCAAAACUUGGGCUCAGCCAUGGCAGAUGUUGUGGUUGAUGCAAUGAUAGCGGAGGCCACAAGAUAUGAUCAGGCUUCAUUCGCUGGAGAUCUUCAGUUAAUGUCGUGGAUGGCAAUGGCUUUGGGAGGCAUAUGUGGUAGUUUGUUAGGAGGAUAUGUAUUAUCCAAUUUACAUAUAGAUAUAAUUUUUCUUCUAUUUGCUGUAUUACCAACCUUUCAGUUAAUAUCAUGCCAAUUCGUGGUUGAGAAGCCUAUCGAUGGCAAAAGUUUACAAGAGAAUUCUAUUUCAAGAGUCUCAACUUCAAAUGUCAUUACAUCAGAUGAAGAUAGUCAUUUCAUCAAAAAGUAUACCAGAAGUGUCAAAAGAAGAAAGAAGGGGAAAAAGAAUAGCAAAAGUUGGGCUGUAAGAACCAGAAAAUCAGAUAUCAUUCAAAAAGAUGAUUCCUUGACAUUAAAGCAGUGUCACUCUAUAAAAGCAGCAAUUUAUGAUUUGUGUUGUGCUUUCAGACAGCCGAUGAUAUUAAGACCAAUGUCUUGGUUUUUUCUCGCCCAUGUUAUCAAUCCUGAUCUUUCAACAGUUGUGUUCUACUAUCAAACGGAAGUUCUGAAGUUGCAAGCAUCUUUCCUGGGAACUGCACGUGUGUUUGGAUGGCUUGGACUUAUGUUGGGAACCUUCAUUUACAAUCACCACUUUAAGUACAUGAAAUUAAGAAGAAUUCUCAUGUGUGCUCAUGUUGGUUUGUCCUUGGUGAAUCUUCAGCAAAUCAUUGUGGUCUCUAGGAUAAGCAUUACAUAUGGAAUAUCAGACAAGACUAUGGUACUUUGGGGUUCCGCUCUUGGUGAUGCAAUCAAUCAAUUUAAGUUCAUGCCUUUCCUGAUCUUAUCUGGACAGCUAUGCCCUCCUGGAAUAGAAGGGACUCUAUUUGCUCUCUUCAUGUCAAUAAAUAAUUUAGGGUCAACAUUGGGGUCUUUUGUGGGUGCUGGGUUGGCUUCGGUACUCAACAUUGAUUCACAAUCAUUUGACAAUCUUCUCUUUGGCAUCAUUAUUCAUGCAAUCUGCAAUUUUGUGCCCAUUGGUUUUCUCUUUCUGAUUCCAAAGGAAGCAACAGGGAUAUUGGCAUAGAGUAUGAUUGCCUCAGAGCAAAAUGGGGUUGGCUUUACUCCCUUGAUUUGUUCAAGGUUUAUAUGACAGUUAAAAGUUUUUGCAGAUGUAGGCUUGGAUUUUAGGGGUACACUUACUGAUAUGAUCAGUAUAACACAGUAUACGCGUUGAGAAUUACACUCACUAUAUCAUUGUAAAUGCCCUUGGACAACAGUUUUUGUCAACAAUUCACAUGUAAGAUAGGGAAGCUGGUUGGGGCCCAACUUUAAUAGUCAAGAUAGUGAUAUUUUUUAUUUGCUAGAUCUGCCUCUGGUCAUACUCACAGUUUCAAUCAAGCUUCAAUUUGAGAAGCAAUGUACCUUUGUAUUGA
This is a messenger RNA of Neltuma alba, 1929 nucleotides long. RefSeq names its product probable folate-biopterin transporter 4. Gene Ontology annotation, cellular component: membrane. NCBI's taxonomy places the organism in Eukaryota, Viridiplantae, Streptophyta, Magnoliopsida, Fabales, Fabaceae. The coding region runs from base 99 to 1580 and encodes 493 amino acids. The transcript has 7 exons. The record is from RefSeq and is a predicted model, not a curated record.